AUGCACAUACAUCCCAAUGGAAAAAGGAAAAAGGUGGAUAGGGGUUACAUCUCCCUGUAUUUGGAGUUGGUUGAUACAUCAUCCUUCGAAUUUGGCUGGCCAAUAAACGCUGUUAUCAAGUUCUUUGUAUUGGAUCAAAACACUAACAAAUAUUCUACUACCCUAGGCCCAGAUUCUGUAAUGCUAUUUAAUCCGUUAAGCAAACUAUAUGGCAUCGAUAGAUUCAUUGAUCUUCCUACGUUUGAACUUUCUUCCAACGGAUACCUUGUUAACGACCAAUGCGUGUUUGGUACUGAGAUCGAAUCUUUUUCUAGUUCUUACGAUAGAUAUGAAUCAGAAAAUUUUAAUUGUGGUGAUUUUGAAUGGUCGAUCUCCAUUCGUCCCAAAGGAAAUGUGGAUGAUAAAGAUAAUAUCAUUUAUGUCUAUUUAUGGUUGGAUGAGUUGACUCUUCCAAAAAAUUCCCAAGUCUAUGCAAAGUAUAAGAUUUGCUUAUUAAACAAGGACAAGUUGGAUAACAUCUGUGUUAAAGGUUAUGAUUUCUUUAAUGCUUCGUCUCUAUGUUGUUGUGUCCGUACUAAGUCCUUGGCGUGGAAUGAAUUUCUAGACGUGCAAAAUGGAUUUUUGGUGGAUAAUUCUUGCUCUAUUGAAGUAAAUGUUACCAUUCUUGGGGUAGUUAACUCUACAUCUUGA
Messenger RNA from Impatiens glandulifera, 690 nucleotides. RefSeq lists its product as uncharacterized. Bases 1 to 690 code for a protein of 229 amino acids. The record is from RefSeq and is a predicted model, not a curated record. NCBI's taxonomy places the organism in Eukaryota, Viridiplantae, Streptophyta, Magnoliopsida, Ericales, Balsaminaceae. The transcript is spliced from 5 exons. Gene Ontology annotation, molecular function: protein binding.